This is a messenger RNA of Aspergillus thermomutatus, 540 nucleotides long. RefSeq lists its product as uncharacterized. Lineage: Eukaryota; Fungi; Ascomycota; Eurotiomycetes; Eurotiales; Aspergillaceae. The record is from RefSeq and is a predicted model, not a curated record. The coding region runs from base 1 to 540 and encodes 179 amino acids. The transcript is spliced from 2 exons.
AUGAUGUCCCUCAACGUCCCUGAAUUGGUCACGGUUGUUAGCCACCUCUCCCUGCGCCCCGCCAGCAUGAGAGGGGUGGCCGAAAUGUGGAAGAACAUCCUGGUGAGGUUCUUCCCCACUAACGGGUAUGCCGAGUUCCCCUUCCAAGGCACUGACUACUGUAUCAAUCUUGACCUGAAUACUCAUGGUGACUUGGGCCUAGGCUCCGUCGUACGCACUCAGGGUUUCAAUACGGGCGUCCACUUUCUUCAGGUCAACUUCGCGGCAGCCCCAGCUGACGGCUCGGCUUUCUCCUGGGAGGGAAACGAGCACUUUCUGAAGCAGGACCUCCGUCGUUCGCUGCAGAGUGUUCCUGACGACCGGAAGAGCGCCAUCUAUGGGCUAAUCGCAAUCGGGCCCUACGUGCGCUUCUACAAGUACAUGCCUGACGGUCAGUGUGCUCCUGUCACCUUUGUGGAAGGCAAGCAGACGCUGCACAUCCACAGUGACCAGGCGGCCAUUCGGGAAUUUCUCGCCGGCGUCAAGGAAGAGUGGAUGUGA